This is a messenger RNA of Effrenium voratum, 1137 nucleotides long. NCBI's taxonomy places the organism in Eukaryota, Dinophyceae, Suessiales, Symbiodiniaceae. The record is from the annotation of a GenBank genome assembly.
AUGGCGAGGACUGCCAGGCACGGAUCCUGGAGGCGCGGUACGAAAUGGAGGGCGAGGAGUGGAGCGCCGUGUCGGAGCAGUGCAAAAGCCUCAUCCGCGCGCUGCUGCAAAAGGAGAUCCCAAGGACCGGCUCAGCGCGCACCAGGUCUUGGAGCACCCCUGGCUCGCCAGCACGGCGCCGCAUCUGCAGGUGGACGCUGCCGCUUUGAAGCAGAUAGAUGCCCUGGAGGCGUUUCACCAGCAGAACCUUUUCCGGCACCUGGCGGCGGGUGUCCUGGCGAAGCAGCUGGACGAAACAGACCUCCACGAUCUUCACAAGGCCUUCUGCGAGAUCGAUGCGGACGAGAACGGGGUUGUGUCCUUUGCGGAGUUCAAGGAGAGGUGCUGAAAGACCACUUGGAGCGUCCAGAGUUAGAGGCCUCCAAGGUGGCUGACAUCUUUCGGAGCGUGGAUCUGGAUGGCAAGGGGGUCAUCGACUAUACGGAGUUUGUUGCGGCCUGCCUGGACCACAAGGUGGAGGAGGAGGAGGGCGUGUGCUGGGCGGCCUUCCAGGUCUUCGACAAGGACUGCAACGGCGUGGUGACCUUCGAGGAGUUGGAGCAGGUGCUGAACAGCGCCUCCAUGGAAGGCACCUUCUCCCCAGAGCUGCGCAAGGAGCUCUGGUCUCAGCUCACCGCUGGGGCCGAGGACGUGGACUUCGACCACUUCCUGGCGGCGCUCCGCGGGGUGCGGCCCCCGGUGCCGACGGAAACCGCCAAGGCGUUGCCGCUGCCGAGACGUCAGCACGGCGCUGUUGGGGCUAUGGGUCUUCCUAUCAAAGCUAGGGGCGUGAACGAAGCCGCGCCUACCGGGCUGCCCAUCAAGGCGAGGGGCGCCAACGAAUCCCCGCCCACCGGGCUGCCCAUCAAGGCAAGGGGAGUGAACGAAGCCGCGCCCGCUGGGCUGCCCAUCAAAGCAAGGGGCGUGAACGAAGCCACGCCCGCCGGGCUGCCCAUCAAAGCAAGGGGCGUGAACGAAGCCGCGCCCGCCGGGCUGCCCAUCAAAGCAAGGGGCGUGAAUGAAGCCGCGCCCGCCGGGCUGCCCAUCAAAGCAAGGGGCGUGAAUGAAGCCCCGCUGCUGCCCAUUGGCAAGAAGUGA